This is a messenger RNA of Xenia sp. Carnegie-2017, 2326 nucleotides long. Its product is annotated as hyaluronan-mediated motility receptor-like. The transcript has 24 exons. The coding region runs from base 106 to 2184 and encodes 692 amino acids. Gene Ontology annotation, molecular function: hyaluronic acid binding. The record is from RefSeq and is a predicted model, not a curated record. Lineage: Eukaryota; Metazoa; Cnidaria; Anthozoa; Malacalcyonacea; Xeniidae.
AAGCAUUCAAGUUCAACAAGUUUAACUCAACUUCUACUCCCAUCCCCAGUGUUCCAUCACUGACUUCCAUUCAUGUAACAGGCAAAAGCGGAUGAAAGAGGCACAAUGUUCUCAAAAUCUAAACGAUUUGACGAUAAAGUUAAUGCUAUUCCUGCAGUUGGUCAAUAUGACAUAUCAAAAGGACUAACAACUCAAGCUAAAGCUGCUCUUUUUCCAAAAGACAAACGUUUCAAAGAUACUGAGAUUGUAAAGAGGGAUGAAAGGAAUGCACUGGAUACAAGCAGUUGCAGCUCAACAAAUUUCAAAAUUACAGGAUUUACAAACGAUGUGGUUUUCCUUACACCAAGAAAGCCAUGUGGCUUGGCCAAGACAAAAAUUGAACCUGAUCAGAUCGCUUCUGAUGAAAUGAAGAAGUUGUCUUUAAGAAUACGUGAAUUAGAAGAAGAACUGACGAAAUUACGAGAUGAAAAUGAAACGCUACGUUCGAUUAACGUCAUGAAAAACCUCAAUGAAAACGACAAAAACGAAAUGAAUUCGAACUUGGCUGGGUUGAAAAAUCAAGUGGAAAAAUUGCAAAAGGAAGUUGAAAAUGAAUUAAGAAAAAAUAAGGAUUUAGUUAACGAAAGAAUCAACUAUGAAUGGUCAUUGAAAACAAUUCAGACUGAUCUCGAUGCCUCGAAGACCCAACUUCAAGCUAUGCGUGAGCAAAUGAACACCUUAGAAAAAAUGAAUUCAGAAAUGACAGAAAACCGCGAUGACCUUGAAAACCAAUGUUCUAAACUUCACAAUAUGAAUCUUGGUUUACAAAAAGAGAAAUUGGAGUGUCAUCAUCGGAUGAAUGAAAUUGAAGUCGAACUUGCGCAAGUAACCAUAGAAAAAGACGAGCUCCUCUUGAUGGAUGGACAGCGUCAGUUGGAAAUUGAAAAGUUGAAUAAGUGUAUGGAUGAAAAAACACUAAGUGUUAAAACGUUAUCAGAAGAAAAAAGAUUGCUUGAGACAUCUAUAAACUCAUAUAAAGCUGAAAAGCAGGAGAUUGACAACUCUUUGAAAAAACAAUUGGAAACAAUCAACAAUCUCAAGUGUGAAAAAGAAUCGUUGAUUUUAUCCUUAAACAAUGUGAAACUUGAAUGUGAGCAAGAGGUAAUUCGUUUAAAGGACUUAGUGGCAAGAAAAUCAAACGAAUACUUUGAAAUUCAAAAGCAUUGUGAAGAGUUAUCUAAGCAAAUUGUUCAAGUCCAGCAUGAUAAACUCUCAGAAAUGGAAACGUUGACAAGAGAACUGGAGGAAAGCAAAUCACAAUUAGUAGUAAGUGAAAGGGAAUGCAAACAGUUAAGUGACAACAUGAAAGAUAUCAAACAAGAACAAGAUGAUUUAUCCAAUGUCCGCCUUAAACUAGAACAGGAGUUAGAGAUAAUUAAUGAUGAAAAAAAUACACUUCUCCGACAGCUUUCUUAUUCACAGGAAGAAAAUGACCUUUUUCGGAAGAAAGAGAAGGAACAAUCAUUGGCUUUAAAAAUUCUCAAAGAAAACUUUGAAGAUUUACAAAACAAUUAUAAAAUGGCCAUUAAUAGCAGAUCCGAAUUGGAAAUAAUAGAAAAACAACUGGUAAAUUUACAAUUACAAAAUAGUUCGCUUGCUGCUGCGGAAGAAAAGGCUUCAAAAUUAAAACAAGAAUUUGGAAGGCGUCUAAUAGAUGCACAGAAAACCAUAACCGUCAAAGAGUUGGAGCUGGAGAAAUGCAAAAACGAACUUGAGAAAUUUCAUGUCGAGUAUGAGAAUGAUGAAAGUUGGAAAAGAAAAUUUCAAGAGUUAGAGGAGAAAAUUGCUCCAUUUCAGGAGCAACUUGACAUGUAUGAACUAGAAAAACAAGCUUUGCUAAACAGCAAUACAAAAUCGCAGAGCGAGAUGGAAAAGUUGGGACAGGAGUAUGCUAGAUUGUUAGGUCAUCAAAACCAAAAGCAGAAGGUUCGCCAUGUUGUAAAAUUAAAAGAAGAAAACAUGAUUUUGAGAAAGGACUUGGAAAAACUGCAAGUCCAAGCUGAUAAGGAAAAAUUACUUAGAAAGAGACUAGAAGACAAGCUUUCUAAAGCGACAGGAGCUAAAAGGUUUGAUCCAUCACUUGCAUUUAAACGCACUCCUCUUCAAGAAAAAGAAAACAACCAGACAAAGAAGCAUGUAGAAUAAAAUAAAUUUACUUACAGUUAUGAACAUGUACAAGUAGGUUUAUUAUAUAUUUAUCGCGUAUUAAAAGCAGCUAACUCAUUAAGAAUUUUUAUUUAAAAGAAAGGAUUAUUCAUGAGUGGUAUGAACAGCCCUCAGUUUUUAA